UGCAUUUUUUAUGGAGUGUGAUGGGGUGAUAUCAUCCCCAUGCCAGUUGUCUUCGUGCUCAUCCUUUCCCUUGUGUUUGCAAUGAAUCCAGGCUUCUCGCUGAACAGGCAUCACACAAUGACUAUGGCGUCGAACGUUGUUGAUGCAUUUCUGGGUGGAGCUGUAGGUCUUCUCCUGCAAAACUUUUUAGUGUUUGGGAAUGCAUGCAUAGAGUUUGCGAAAGCUGCGUACCUGCAUGAACAGCAUCUUGCGGAAAUUCAGUUUGAGAUUGAAGCAACAAGGGGAUCAUUGAUGGGUCUUCGAAGGCUACCUUACACAGCAGCUGACAUUCAUGUGCUGUUCAUCAGAGUACAUCGAAUGCACGCACAGCUACAUGAUAUUCAACAAAUUUGUCAGUGGCAUGGACGGUGGCAGGCAGUUCAGAUGUACAUACGACGCGGAUAUGCAGACAAGGAGAUCAUCAAUCUGCAGAACCAACUUGAAGGCUUGAGGACUGUUGUAGACCGUUUGUUCGCAAGGGAGACUCAUGGCAUGGUGGGCAAGCUACAUGAGAGGAUCUUGUGGAUGGGCAGAGCAAUGACGGUGAGCGAAGACGACUCAAAUGCCGUUGGAUUCAAUUUGUGUUCGGAGUAUGCAAAUGCAGGUGCCUCAAGGCUUCCCUUUCGCCGUAGUCUGAGCUGUACGAAACUGGGAGUUGGCAAAACAUACUCGUUUGGUCAGAUCAAUGGUCAUGAUGAACUGAGCUUCAACAAGAGACUACUCUUUCACCGCAGCUGGAGCCAUAGGAUGGUGGGAAUCGCCAAUGAACUUGAAGGAUCAUCUAGUCAACAAAGUACACCCAGUUUGACAAAUCACACUGAUAAGCUUAGCUUCAAACCCAUUUGCACUGACAAUCCAUUGUACGGAUUCAUUCGUAGGGAUGUGAAGGCAUUGGAGUAUGCGCUGAUUGGUCGAGGUCAACUUGCAGCAGUAAAUCCUCCACCAUCCCACUGUGGCCCCGAGAUCCUGUGCAUCCAUGGCAUGGCAGGUGUCGGCAAAACAACACUCGCAAUCCAAAUUCAUGAUAGCGAAGAGAUGGCAAGGGAGUUUUCUGAUGGUGUGUUUUUUGCAUCUUGUGGGGAGCACAGACUGGGUGGGGAGCUGAUGGAGGUGGUGAGGCAAAAAGUGGGCAAGUAUAGGACUCAUGCACAUGGUUCAGCUCAAGAAUGGCAUAACAGUUCCAUUUACAGCGAGGUGGAGAGAGAAUGUGCGUUGAAAGGAGACAUGAGAGGUAAGAGAAUUCUGAUCGUGAUUGACGAUGUUUGGAGGUGUGAUCAAAUUGAAUGGAUUGAUACCGUGGUUCCGCAAAGCUGUAGCGUUGUCGUCACGACCAGAAAUUUGGAUACCGUAACAAUGCCAGCAAUGACCCACCUUGUGGAACCCUUACCAGAGGGGGAGGCAUUUAAAUUAUUUUGUCAUUGUGCUUUCAGGGAUGAGGUCCCACCUGCGGAGCUCGAGCACGAGGCCAGGAAAGUGUGCGAAAGAUGCCGUGGAUUGCCCUUAGCACUUUGGGUUGUGGGUUCAAACUUGUACCCGAGGCGCCAAGAGCGCGAGUUCUGGAGGAGUUGGCUCAACUUCCUCCUCCAGGUGGGAUCAUCCAGCCCCAGCCACCGAAGUCAUCCAGGGGCUGACGAAAGCUACAGGCAUGUGUUGAAGGUCAUCCAGAAAUCUAUCACGGCUCUAGCAGAUGUUAAACCUGAUCUUUGCGACAUGUCUCUGGACUUGGCAGGCUUUCCAGAAGACCACAAAAUAGAGCGCAAUUUGAUGGAGACAUUAUGGUCCAUCUAUCCAUCUGUGAGAAGCGUGGAAAUUGCGAGGGAGAGGAUGAACACACUUAUUAGAUUGUCCCUGGUGGAACCCCAUGGAUCCAGUUGUGUGUGUUUGCACGACCUGAUUCGUCAGGCUGCGAUAGAUAUGAUGCAGUCCGAUACGGUUGUGCCUGUCAUCUUGGGGCAGCCCAGCAACUGUGUGGGACCACUAAAAUGUGAAGCUGGGCCUGUGCAGCAUGAACGAUGGUUCAUAAGCAGUGAUGAACUGGACAGUGUUCAAACCAUCCCCUACUUAGGUUACUACACAUACUCGAAAAAGCUGAUGUGGAUAACAUCCAAGUCGAUGCGGAUCUGGCAUAUUCUCUCCUUACCCUCCCUACCAACCAUGUUUCCUUGCCUUGAGAGCUUCUUUUGGUCUUGGCCCGAGGGUUUCCACUCUAUGGUGAAUGAUAACAAUGAGGGAGCCUCAAAAUUCUCACUCUGCCAGCAGUUUUUGAAGAAAGUUGCUGCUAAGAGCCACCAACUGCGGAUCAUGGUCUUGUUGGACGUACCAUCGUCGUGCUUGGUUUUCCCCGGCUUCCUAUCAUCGUUUCCAAAUCUUCAAGCGUUGUGGUUACACCUUUUCGCUCAUGGGAACUACUGCAGCUCAGACUCUAAGGCGGCGAGACUCUUCUCGUCCUCCAUUGGAGAACUGCAGCACCUGCAGGUCCUUGUCAUCCACGUUGCAGAUGGCAGUGAUGGAACACUGGCAAUUGACCCAGCAGAUAUUGAAAAAUUGACUAAUCUGAGGGUUUUGCGAACAACAAAUGUCAGUUACUUAACACAGGAACAGCAGUGUGAACAACGAGAUGGAUGCAAAAUACCGAGAAAGUGGCCCAAACGAUGGCCUUUCAUUCCUCUGAACUUUCGCUCAGAAAUAGCAAGUUCCAUUUUGCAAUCGACCGAGGAUUCUGAAAGGACUGAUGAGGGAGUUCUUUCGAAACUUCUCGCACCAAAACUAGAGGAACUCUGCAUCGCCAUUGACUCGGAGCCUGAUGCCAACUGUAACAGUGAGGUCAGGGAUAGAGCAGUCCCAUCGAUUCUUGGACAACUGACAGGUUUACACUCCGUCGAAUUGCAUGGAUUUCAAUUGCUGCAGCGGGUUCCCGACGAGAUCGGUUACUUGGCAAAGCUUGCUAAGCUAGUCAUCGAUGGCUCACCUCUGGUGGCCCUUCCUUCCUCAAUCGGCUGUCUUUCCUCUCUAACCUGGUUGGAGAUCCGAUCGUCUAAACUUGAGUUGAUCCCAGAUGAGAUUGGGAACCUUAAAAGGCUCAUGCACCUUGCCAUCACCUCUGCCAGAUUAAGCACACUGCCGUCGACUGUUCAGGACCUUUUCCAUCUGACUUGCUUUGACUUUUCCUGGUCCCUCGGUUGUGUUAGUCACAUACCAGAGGGUCUUUGGGAAUCUACAAAUCUGCGCAAACUUGACCUCUGUCAUUCGGGCUUGGAUAGCUUGCCUGCCAAAAUAGGAGAGCUGGUCCUUCUAGAAGUGGUGAAUCUCAGUUUCUGCAAGCAGCUUCGAAGUUUGCCUGCCGAGAUUGGGAGAUUGGUCAAGCUCCAUUCCCUUGAGUUGGCAUCGAUGUCCUUAACACAUUUGCCUGAUUCCAUCAGUAAACUGUUAAAUUUGACUUCCCUCGAUGUAAGCAACUGUUCUCAACUUGCUGAGUUGCCUUCUGGGAUCUCACACCUUGCAAAGUUGUGCAACUUAAAUGUCGAGCACUGUCGAGGACUCUGAGCAUUCACAGAUGGCCUUUCAAGGCUUACUGGUUUGGUGGCACUUAAGCCAAGCGGCUGCUCUAACCUGGCAGCUCUACCGCC
Molecule: messenger RNA, 3665 nt
Organism: Chara braunii
Lineage: Eukaryota; Viridiplantae; Streptophyta; Charophyceae; Charales; Characeae
Source: the annotation of a GenBank genome assembly